AUGCGUCCUGGACUCCGACACCAAGUGGUUCACAUUCGCUUCUCCGGCGGUAAGAUUGAUUGGCUAGGCAUAGUCGAGGUAGACUGCGUAUAUGAAGGUCGAGAAGUUGUAUGGAGAGGGGGUGAGACAAAAAAGAGGCUCAGCCCCGUUCAACAUGGGCGGUGGUUACAAAACGGCUUCAUUCCCCGAGGAGCACUAUUGGCAUCCCUGUCAGCCUGGGGAGGCUGUGAGUUCUGUGCAUGGCUGCUAGGUACACUGGUACAGUCAAUGAUACCUCGAAGCGCCUCCGCCAGCGGCUGGUUGGUCAAUUGGACUGAACGAACAGCCAGGCAUUUCCCCGAGGGAGCAGGUGAACGUCAUCCACGAGUAAAAAUGGCCUGGUGUUUGAACUUGGAAGACAGGAGCAACGAAGCGUCCAUGGUUUGUAAUCCACAAUAUCGGAGGGAGGAGGAAUAUUCAAUAGAGGCUCGUUCCGGUGCCUGGGGCCUCUACGGAGACCCACACCGACCCGAGCCCGCCAAUCACAAAGGGGAAUGGCCUUAUGACUCACACCUGCUGACCGCAUAA
Aspergillus ochraceoroseus IBT 24754 is the source of this 567-nucleotide messenger RNA. RefSeq lists its product as uncharacterized. The coding region runs from base 1 to 567 and encodes 188 amino acids. Lineage: Eukaryota; Fungi; Ascomycota; Eurotiomycetes; Eurotiales; Aspergillaceae. The record is from RefSeq and is a predicted model, not a curated record. The transcript has a single exon.